Molecule: messenger RNA, 225 nt
Organism: Gregarina niphandrodes
Lineage: Eukaryota; Apicomplexa; Conoidasida; Eugregarinorida; Gregarinidae
Product: PCI domain protein
Exons: 1
Coding region: 1-225 (74 amino acids)
Source: RefSeq, a predicted model, not a curated record
AUGAGUGUCGACUUGGUGGCGGACUUUAUUGCGACCCAGGUAUCCAACGAACAGGAGGAGUUCUGCCAAGACCUGACUCACGAACUCUGCAUGUCCUUCGAGGACAUGGCCCGCGCACUCGGUAUGACCCCAAGACAAGCAGAAGACGCCGCCGCACAAGCCAUCGCUCAGGGCAAAAUAGUCGGCCGCAUCGACCAACUUGAAGGCAUCCUCAACUGCACGUAA